This is a messenger RNA of Miscanthus lutarioriparius, 1485 nucleotides long. The record is from the annotation of a GenBank genome assembly. NCBI's taxonomy places the organism in Eukaryota, Viridiplantae, Streptophyta, Magnoliopsida, Poales, Poaceae.
AUGGCAGGACGAGGGUCCCGCCGCCGCCGCUGUCGUCGCCGCAAGAGCACGAUCAAGCAAGGAGGGAACGGCGACGGCGACGGCGACGCGCGCUGUCCGCCGGACCCCGGAUUCGUUUCCGGGGCAAUGGAGGAGGACACGGAAGGAGCCGCCCCCUGCCCCUCGCACCGCGUGCUCUCCUUCCUGGGCCUGGACGCGACGAAGGAGAGGGGAGCGGAAGGAGGCGCGUCUGGGAAGAUCCGCGAGGGCCCCGCGGCCGUCCCGGCCUCGACGUCGACGAGCAUCCCGCGCGCGUCCGAUCUGGAGACCCUCCUGCGCACGAGGAAGCUGACCCUCAUAUUGGACCUGGACCACACGCUGCUCAACUCCACGGGGCUCGACGACCGCCUCUCCCCCGUCGAGCAAGCCAACGGGCUCACGCGGCACGCCAAGUCUGACCCCACCGCCGGCCUCUUCCGGUUGGGCUCCGCCCGCGUUCGCAUGCUCACCAAGCUGCGCCCGUUCGCGCGGGGUUUCCUGGAGCAAGCCAGCGCCAUGUUCGAGAUGUGCGUCUACACACUGGGCAACCGGGACUACGCGAGGGCGGUCGUCAAGCUGCUGGACCCGGACGGCGCCUACUUCGGCGGCAGGGUCGUGUCCCGCGACGAGUCCACCAGGCAGGACAGCAAGAGCCUCGACGUCGUCCCGGGCGCCGAGGCCGCCGCGGUGGUGAUCCUCGACGACUCCAGCGACGUCUGGCCGGACCACCAGGAGAACCUGAUCCUGAUGCACCCGUACCUCUACUUCGCCGAUAGCUGCCGGACGUUCGGCUAUGGGGUAAACUCCCUGUCGGAGCUGAGGCGCGACGAGCGGGAACAUGACGGCGCCCUGGCCGUGGCGCUCCAGGUCCUGACGCGCGUCCACCAGGGGUUCUUCGACUCCGUCCUCCGCGGCCGCUGCUCCGACGUCAGGGAGGUGAUCAGGGCCGUGCGGCGCGAGGUGCUGCGUGGCUGCACGGUGGCGUUCAGCCGGCUCAUUCCGCUCGAGGACGUCUCCGGGGAGCACCCCAUGUUGAAGCUAGCCAAGCAGCUGGGCGCCGUCCACGCAGCCGACGCGGACGCCACGGUCACCCAUGUUGUCGCGCUGGAUCCGCGGACUGACAAGGCGCGUUGGGCACGGGACAACGGCAAGUUUCUGGUCAACCCGAUGUGGAUAAUGGCGGCAAGUUUCCGGUGGUCCCGUCCGUGCGAGCAAGAGUUCUCAUUUCCCAGUCACCCGCGGCCAUGGAUCCUCCUCAUGUAUCCCUGGACAAGCCAAUUUGCUGAAGAUGCAGAUGGGGAUGAGGAAGGUGAAGAUGCAGAUGGAGAUGGCUUUGACAACGGUCCAAUGAGCACCAGCAGCCGCAAGAGGAGGAGCACUACAGAUACAUUGGUCAAGCUGACGAAGGGGCUGACAGAAAGGAGGCACACAAAAUCUUCGCUCCAAGUUCGUUCAAAGAAGACGUAG